Molecule: messenger RNA, 864 nt
Organism: Hepatospora eriocheir
Lineage: Eukaryota; Fungi; Microsporidia; Hepatosporidae
Source: the annotation of a GenBank genome assembly
AUGAGAUUGGAAAGCGAAACAAACUGUAAUUUUUUUCUAGAUAAACAGAAAAGAAAAGAUGUAUGGGAACAUACAACAGAAGGAUGGAACACUAAAUUAGAGAAUAAAAUAAAUACAUGCAGUGAUAAUUGUUAUGAAAAUGCAAUUUUAGUUAAUAAACCAUUUCAAUCAACCGAUCUAAAUCAAGGUAUAAAUUGUAAAGGAGAUAAUAUAAUUGAUAAGAGUAAUUUAAUAGAGAACAACAAUAUAGAAGAAGAUAACAUAAUGAAAAUACAGACAUCAAAUUUAAUCUUAAAUGAAAUCAAAUGUACAAACAAAACUAAAUACAUGUAUUUGUUAUUUUUUAUAUCCGGUAGAACUUUAUUGGGGGUGAGUAGGGAAAUAUUAGAAGUAUAUUCAAAAGUAGUUGUAGCAUCAGAUAGAGGAGAAGAUUUAGCAACAGUAAUAGCAGAGUAUGAUUCAGACGUUAAUAAGAGAGAUUUUUAUAAAAAUUUAAUAGAAACAUAUAAUGAUGUGUAUAUCCGAGAGGGAUAUGAUGAAAAUACAGUUAUGUUUUUUAAAACCAACUACCUAAAUAACAAACCAAUAGAAAUAUUGAGAGUUUCAAGGAAAAUAUCACCAGUGUUCUUAUAUUCAGAUAAAGAAAAGAGUGCUUUAAAAACAAUAAAUCAGUUAAAAGAAGCUUAUAAACUGGAUGUAGAAAUAACUAAAUGUGAAUAUCAAUGGGAUGGUAAAAGAGUGACUGUUUAUUAUAGAGCAUCAGAAAGAAUAGAUUUUAGAGCGCUAGUUAGAGAAUUAUUUAAAUAUUUUAAAAUAAGAAUUUGGAUGUGUUCUGAGAAUAGAGAAUUAUAUAAGCAACAAUAA